AUGGCGCCCACCGCCGAGACGGUGCCGCUGCUGCUCGACGCGGACGACGAUGUCGCCACGGAGACGAGCAACGCGCGCUCGGCGUGGCGCGUCGGGGAGGACCACACCGGGGUGAGCGGCGGGAGGCGAUUUCGGCUGCUGCCCCGUCGCGAUCGGAUCAGCGUCCUCCGGGAAUACUUCGAGCAGAAGCACCGCGUGCAGAGGGCCAGCCGGUACAUGGAGGACGCGUUCUACGGUGUGAAGCGCGUGCACCCGAUGCAGACGCAGGAGGCGCAGUGGUGGUACAUCCUGCACCUGCGCGUCUCCUACGUUAUGACCGCCGUGGUCUGGGCCUACGUGCUGCUGACCUUCUUCGAGGAGCCGGUGUGGUGCGAGCGGAUGAAGGAGAAGACGGGGGAGGAGCCCUGCAGGGUGCACAACGGCCUGUACCCGGUCUUCAACAUCCCCUUCCUGACGCGCACGGCGGACAUGCUGCUGGAGCUGUUCUUCUUGUGCACCCUGUCCUUCAGCCUCUACCUAAUGUCGCGGGCCUACGGGCGGCAGCUGUACGAUGACAAGCUCAACGUGGCCUACGCCGCGCUGCUGGGCCUGGCCUUCCUGGACUUCCUGUGGGCCUACGCCACGCCGGUCACAUGGUUCCGACUCGCCCCGUACAUCCGGAUAGCCAUCCUGACGGUGAAGCAGCAGGAGAUCCAGGGCCAGCUGCUGGUCAUCUACAGGAUCUUGCCCGCCUUCGGAUCCAUAUGCUUCCUGUUCUUCCUGUUUCUGUUCCUGUUCGCCUGGUGCGGUUGCAUCAUGUUCACAGACGAGUCCAUGAAGAUCGAGAAGGAGAUAUUUUUUCCCAAUCUGUGGGAGGCGAUGUACACGUUGAUGAUUUUUCUCACCACCAACAAUUCUCCCAACAUGUUCCAGCCGGCAUUCAAGAUCAACCGUUGGGCAAUGUUGUAUUACGCCGUCUUUGCCCUGGUGGUGUUGUUCUUCGGCCUCAACAUGAUCACGGCCAUAAUCUACAAAGAGUACAACUCCAGCAGGGAGCGCGACGGUAAGAUGAGGAUGGCGAACCGCGAAGAGAAUCUGAGAGAAGCGUUCAAGCUGCUGGUGGACAAGGACAAUGGUAACAGGAUUGAUUCCAAGAAAAUCAUGGAGGUCUUCUGGGACAUGAACAACAAUGCAGAGAUGGACUACAUUGCGGAGGACAGUGCAAAGCUGCUUUUUGCUGCAGCAGACAGCGAUGGCGACAAUAUGCUGGACGAGAUUGAGUUUAUGGCACUGUGUGACGUCCUGAGGGUUCGCUUUGAGGAGGUCAAGCCCUUGAGAACAUUGGAGACCCGAUUCCCUCAGUGGUCCAAGGUGGAAUGGUUCAUGGACGCCUGCAAAUUUGUGAACAGCCAACAUUUCGAGUGGAUAAUCGACUUCCUGUUGAUGCUGAAUGCCAUCUUUGUGGCACUGGAAACGUCGCAGCCGCUGGGAUUCAAGGGGCUGCCACAGGGCAGUAACCCAUAUGCCAAUGUCAUAGAGCAGGUCUUCUCCUUCCUCUUUGUGUGUGAAGUGGUGGUGAAGGUCAUGGCCAAGAGCUGGCGGGGCUAUUGGAGCAGCGCAGGCAACAAGUUCGACUUCCUGAUCACCGUGGCCACUGUGUUGGCAAGCCUGUAUGUCUACUACCCCAAUGCCUUCAACAACAGCAACCUCAUCAAAUGGUUCCAGGUGCUGCGUGUCCUGAGGGCAGUCAGGUUCCUUGCAAGGAUGGAAGGCUUCAGGGCGAUCUGUGCCACAUUUGGGAAGAUGCUGGCCCCGGCAGCCCGCCUCCUCAAGGUGCUGUUCCUCAUCAUGUUUGUAUUCUCGGCGUUGGGGAUGCAGAUCUUUGGCGGACGGCUCACACGGGACCCUGACAGCAAGUACUAUACGAUGCUGAAGCAGGACGCACCUGAUUUCACAUUCCCCGACGACCGCUACGAUUUUAUAUCCCUCAACUUCAAUGACAUGUGGGGUGGCUACACCACCCUUCUGGUGUUCCUGGUGGCCAAUAACUGGGAUGUAUUGGUGGAGGGCUAUGUGUCUGUCACCAGUCUGUGGCUACGCCUGUACUUUGUUGCAUUCCAUUUCUUGGGUGUGUACCUCUGCCUGAACAUCGUGACAUCGUUUAUCAUUGAUACCGCCAUGGAGUUCUACAGCGAAAAUGAAGAGACUGGCAAUGAAGGAGAUUCGGUGGCUGGGGCAGCAGAUGGUGCUUCCAACGCUGCAGUGUUUGAGGCAGAGACUGUGACAGGAACUGUGACUGGCCUAAAAGGAAAGUAUCGUGCUGUCGUUGCCAACAAGGGAGAGUUGACAAAGGGCGCCCGAGAGAUAAUGAACAGGAUAGUCCACAGUAAGAGUAUGAGCAGGAUGGCAGAUGAAGAGUCUGGGGUGGUUGAUCCCUACGAUGAGAAUAUCUCCAGGCGCGAAGGCGAAGGCUCAGGGGGGGCAUCGUCGAGUGAUGCUUAUGCUUCCAACCUUCCUUGCUCGUAUUCGGCCCCAGACACUGCACGCCUGCUUGCUGAGGCUGGCAAGGAAGCCAGUGGGGUGCACUCUGAGGCAUUGAAGACCGAGUUGAGCCUGAAGGUGGAGGACAAUAUCCAGGGUGCUGGCGGAAGGGCAGAGAUUGAGCCAGCUAAAGGGCCAGCCGCAUCUGGUGGCAUGGGGGCAGACGGCUAUUCCACUGCUGGUGGACUUGGGCAAGAUCCGGCUGGUUUGAGUAAGCCCCCCUUGCCAGCUGCAGCUCGGGAUGUACAACCAUAG
This is a messenger RNA of Ostreobium quekettii, 2775 nucleotides long. NCBI's taxonomy places the organism in Eukaryota, Viridiplantae, Chlorophyta, Ulvophyceae, Bryopsidales, Ostreobiaceae. The record is from the annotation of a GenBank genome assembly.